Molecule: messenger RNA, 4234 nt
Organism: Wasmannia auropunctata (little fire ant)
Lineage: Eukaryota; Metazoa; Arthropoda; Insecta; Hymenoptera; Formicidae
Product: cytochrome P450 4c3-like
Exons: 8
Coding region: 706-2238 (510 amino acids)
Molecular function (GO): iron ion binding; oxidoreductase activity, acting on paired donors, with incorporation or reduction of molecular oxygen; monooxygenase activity
Source: RefSeq, a predicted model, not a curated record
CGCGCUCCAGACUCCUCUGUAUUUCGGGGAGUCCCGUUCGCAGUAUAUGUUCCGUGCGUAUAUCGUACACGUUAACGGGCACACACGCUCCGAUUUACGCGCGUGUAGCACGCACACACGCGCGCGCGCGCGUUCGCCAUUCUAUUGGCGGAGGAGAUUAGUGACCGCUGGUGUAGCACAUUCCAGUAGUGUAUAUAAGGGCGGCUCUUCCGCACCGAUCAUGCAUUAUAACCGAAGGGUGUGACGCGGCAUCACGCGGUGCAAUCUCAGUUUUCGCACGUCUACCGGUCCGCGCACAUCAGGGUUGAGAAGUACGUUUUCUCUUCUCACCGUUUCCGCGGUGCCUCGCAGUGAACUUCGCGAUCGCGAGAUCGUUUUUCCUUUUGCAUCCCGCGCGACUUGUACUCGUUGCCUGAUCUAAGAUCGCGUGUCCUUCGCGCUCGCGGCGAACACCUUCGCGACAGGAUCGGAUCUCUCGACUCGUUCUACGAUUGCCCGAGGCGACAGACAUUGAAUCUCACCGCGGAAAACUAAGAGAAGCCUGACUCAAUCUUUCCCGUGUGAAUCUUUUCAGUAGAUCUCAGAGAGACUACUCCCCAGCUUUUCUAAAGAUACAAAACCCAGUUGCAUGAAAAAUUUCGCUGUGCAACCAUCCAGUUGAGAAACAAAAUCGGCAUUAACCUCGAGAGAAGAACGGCAUCCAACAUGAGUGUCACGGCAGUCCUUUUCUCAGGAGGUUCCUGGGUGACUGUUUUCCUGUCCACCUGCCUGCUGUCUCUCUUCUUGGUCCUGUUAACGCAACGUGGGAAAUUUCUGUACGCUUUGAGGAACGUGCCCUAUCCCACCGCGUUGCCCGUCAUCGGCAACGCUUAUCAGCUCAACUGCACGCAAGAAGACUUCUUCCAGAAGCUGAUAAAAUGGGCGUAUCAAUUUGGCGAUAUUUAUCUGGUCUGGGUCGGCCUGCGGCCCUUCAUCUUUCUCUACAGAGUGGAGGCGGUGCAACCCCUGCUCAGCAGCAGCGUGCACAUCGACAAGAGUCUCGAAUAUCAGUACUUGAAGCCUUGGUUGGGAGAAGGCCUAGUAACCAGCACUGGCGAGAAAUGGCACUUCCGCAGGAAGCUGCUGACACCGACCUUCCACAGCGGUCUUCUCGAGGUAUACUUGAAGACCGUGAAAGAAGAGACGAGCAUCCUAAUUUCCUGUUUGGAGAAAGAAGUGGGCAAAUGGUUCGACGUGGUUCCUUACGCGAAACGUGCCGCCCUUGACAUUAUAUGCGAUACUGCGAUGGGCUACAAGCUUAACGCGCAGAAGAAUUCCAAGAACGAGUACAUCAAGGCUAUAGAUAAGAUUGCGUCUAUUGUGCAGAUGCGUUUCGUGAAUGUGUGGCUAUCGUCGGAUUCGGUCUUCAAGCUGACCAAGGCGGGACAAGAGCACGACAACUCGAUUCGCGUAAUACAGGAAUUCGUCGAUAAGGUAAUUGCAGAAAGGAAGAUCGAGUGGAAACACAAGUGCGAUGGCAAUUUUAAUGAUCCGACAAAGAAGAGGCGAGCUCUGCUCGAUUUGCUAUUGGAAAUGUCACAUAACGGCACUGUCCUUUCGGACGAGGACAUUCGAGAGGAGGUGAACACUUUUAUGUACGCUGGCCACGACACGAUGGCCACCAGCAUAUCGUGGACCCUUUACGCGCUGGGACGAUAUCCCCAAUAUCAGGAAAAAAUUCUGGAAGAAUACAACGAUGUAUUGGGCUCGGGUGAAAUUACGUUAGAAAACAUACAAAAAUUAACAUGGCUGGAGGCGUGCAUCAAAGAGCAGUGGAGACUAUUUCCAGUGGCUCCGCUUAUUGCGAGGCAAAUUUACAAGCCGAUUGAAAUAAUGGGCAAUCAAAUCCCACCGGGCUCGACGGUUCUCAUCAACUCGUACUUGCUGCAUCGGGACCCCCGUCACUUCCCCGAGCCGCACAUUUAUCGUCCGGAGCGAUUUUUGCCCGACGGUCCCAAGUUACCGCCUUACGCCUUCGUCCCCUUCAGCGCCGGCUCGCGCAACUGCAUCGGCUGGAAGUUCGCCACGUUGGUGAUUAAAGUGGCGAUCUUAUCCAUGUUGAAAGCCUUCCACGUGGAGGCUCUCGACAGAGAGGAGCAAUUACGCUUCAUAUCCGAAUUGGUACUGGUCAGCGCAAACGGACUACGUCUCAAAAUUACGCCGCGUGAACGCGAACAUUCACUCGCGCAAGAUUCGUAGGCGAAACACAGAACUGCAGAAGUAUCGCGUGAGAGGGAUAGUGGCCUGAAAAGGAGAAAAGCCUAAUUUCGUGACCCUGUAGUUCCCCCAGGAGUGCCCUGUUUUUCUCGUGUCGUCGCUUACACCUUAAUAAGAUUUGAUCUUUCAAUUUUUUCAUCUUGAUAUCGAUUUAUAUAUCAUUCGAAAGAAAAUAAAUAGGGUAAUUGUGCGAUAAAGCACAUUUUCUUUCUAUUAUAUAUGUUAUAUAUUAUAUUACUUAUAUUAUGUUUUUUUUUUAAUGGUACAGACUGAUGUCAAUUGAGGAAUUCCUUUUCAUCUUUGAAACGCAUCUGAUAUAAAAGAAUUUGAAAACAAUCAAUUGUAAGACCUUUAAUAAUAAAUGAUAAUAAGUAAUUGAGAUGCGAAAACGUCAACACGGUCACACUCGUCAGUCUUUAAAACGCAGCUCCAAAUCAAAUAGUACGUAACAUCACAAUUAAAUUUCCGAGGCAAUCUAAUUCUUUUUAAAUCCUGUGAUAAUAACUUAUUGCAAAAAAUAUUAUUUUAACCUGGAUUUGAACCUGGAUCUCCUUACCGCGGAGAUCCAGGUUAAAAUCCUGGCUGAGAGAAUACUUUUCGCAAUAAGUUAUUUUUCACAGAAUUUAAAAAGAUGCUCUAUGAGCAUCGAAUUAUUAGAUUGCCUUGGCAAUUUAAUUGUGACACUACGGACUAUUCGGUUCGGAAUUGCGUUUUAAAGACCGACGAUUUUUCGGCGCUCAAUUUGCCUGCAGAACUGAGAAUUGUAUAUAAGAGUCAUAUAUAUUAUAAUAUCAUCAAGCACCAAGAUCCGCUUUGUAUCAUGUUGGCGUUUUCGUAUCUCAAUUGUAACACUCCACGGUCGAUCCUGAUACUUAUUGUUAGUUAUAAGUACUUAUAAAUCGAAUUGGAAAAAAUUAAAACGCAAAAGUAAAAAGAAAAAAAAAAAUCGUUGUAUCACAUAUUAUGCAUUCACAUACGUUGACCUUAAUCUGAACUUCUACUUGUUUAUUUACGAGUCAAUUAUUGUUCUAUUGAACUAUAAUUUUAUUCAUUUAUUCCGAAAAAAAGUAAAAUACUUAUUUUAAUCCGGAAUUGAACAAUUGAUUGUAUUUUUGAGAAAUUAGAAAACCGUAAAAAAAAGAGUUAAUUAAAUCAAAAUUUGACACUUAAUGAGUGAAUGCUUUACUAGUUUGUCUAGUGUGGUUCUAGCAAGAAAUUGUAUCGUAUCAUAUUUGUAAAUUUAUAAUAAAUAUAUUAUUCGAAUAUUUUCUUUUGAAAAUGACUAAAAGGGUAUACAUUAAUUACUUAGAAAGAAAAUAAUAAUCGUUUAUUUACGCUUCAUGAAUUAUGUUUCCCUCUCUUCAAUCAUUCAAUCAUAUAUUUCAUAAAUCCAUAAAGAUGUAACGUAGAUUCGAGAUUGAAAAAUUAUGAAUAGUGAUAGAGUAGAAAUGAAGAAAAGGAAAAGGCUUUUGAAUUAUAUUUUUUUAUAUCUCCUGUGUGAGAACAACGACUGAGCGAAAAGAAAAUAUUAUAAGGAAAAAUAUUAUAAUAAUAUAAGGAUAAAUAUAUUUACUAUGUCUAUCUGUAUAAUCUGUUACUGUCCACGAAAUUUCGCAUACGAUGUUCGAACAGUUUCGCAUUAGCAUCGCACAAUAGAGUCUUUGUAAUUAAUUCGCCGCAAUGUACUUUGAAGAUCAAGAGGACUCCACGUGCUCAAUAAUAUUAUGUCUUAUCUGUAUAUCUUAUAUAACUUUAGAAUUCAUUGAGAUUUUCUCUAUACCAAUUAAAUUAUGUUGAAAUAUUACAAGAUAAAUUGCACUUACUACCAUGCGUGUAAUAUUUUCUUUAAUUAUAGUUAAUUUUAAGUUUUAAGGAUGUUUGAGCUGUACAAUAGUCAGUUAAGAGUUACUAAAAUUUGAAAACUGCAUGUUUCUUAGGUUUAUAUAUUGUAUAAAAUAUAAAAUUUAUUUAAAAAGAA